Selaginella moellendorffii is the source of this 699-nucleotide messenger RNA. Its product is annotated as probable protein phosphatase 2C 73. Gene Ontology annotation, cellular component: cytosol; nucleus. NCBI's taxonomy places the organism in Eukaryota, Viridiplantae, Streptophyta, Lycopodiopsida, Selaginellales, Selaginellaceae. The record is from RefSeq and is a predicted model, not a curated record. Gene Ontology annotation, molecular function: protein serine/threonine phosphatase activity. The coding region runs from base 117 to 398 and encodes 93 amino acids. Gene Ontology annotation, biological process: protein dephosphorylation. The transcript has a single exon.
AGGGUGGUCUGAGCAUUCAAGGGCGCCGGAGACACCAGGAAGAUCGGCUACUAGCGCUCUCCAACUUGCUCACCGAUGAUGGUGGAACUUCGAGCCCAGGCUCUGCGCAAACCUCCAUGGAUCACUGGAUGCUAAAAUCAACGCUGGAGUUGUCAAGGCGGCUCUGGAGAAGACCGGAGCUGGAGACGUCGUUACUCAAGGAAGCCUACGACAAGCGGUGGUGGGACGCGGGAUCCACCGCGUGCGUUGCGGUGGUGACGGACGAGUUCAUGGUCGUGGCCAACGUCGGCGACUCGAGGGCGAUCGCGUGCGUCCGCGACGGGGUCGACAAGCUGGUUGCCAAGGCGCUAACGAGCGACCACCAUCCGGAGUUGCCCAUGGGGUACGCUUUGGCGUGAUCGAGGGCUGGUUUCCAAAGUCCCGCUCCAUCGGGGACCUCCUGCUCAAGAGGUUCUACGGCGUGAUUGGCACCACGGAUGUCACGGUGUGGAGUAACGCCAUGGAUGUGGCUUCGCAUGGGCUCUACGAUGGGAUGAGCGAGCAAGAGGUUUGCGACAUAGCCGCGACGGUCGAUCCAGAAACACCAGAGUUUGGCCAAGCUGCCAGAAAGGUGAGCUAAUCUCCAUUGUUGUUAUCCCAGUCUAAUUACUCAUAUGUCCUAAUAAAUUUCAUAAUUAAUAGAAGUCGAGGUUACUUUUU